AAAAUUUUCAUUUAUCAAACUACAUUUUGUUUUCCCCUAUACGUAUUUCCCCUCUAGUGGCAUUAUAUUUUAAAAAUGGUUGUAAAGUUUUACUUCACGUGCUGUACAGCUGUAACUCUGCGUGCUGUUGGGUAGAUCCAUGGCUCAUACUUCUCCAACAUGCGACAUUUACAGCAAGAAUGAUGUGUCUUCAUCAUCCCUGUGACCCAUCGGUUUACUGCACUGUUACGGGCUUGUUCAAAAAGUACACCUCCAUCUGAAUAAACGAGUAGACAUGGCGGAACAAGACGUUUGCCCUCAUCUGGACUGCAUUGGAGACGUGACCAAGGAUGACCUUCUUCAAAAAUCUAAGGGAACUUGCCAGUCAUGUGGAGCAGGAGGCCCAAAUCUGUGGGCCUGUCUACAGAGUGACUGCUCUUAUGUUGGAUGUGGUGAAUCCUAUUCUGAUCACAGCACUCUUCACGCUCAGGCAAAGAAACACAACCUCACGGUGAACCUGACAACAUUCAGAAUUUGGUGUUAUGUGUGUGAACGGGAGGUAUUUCUGGAGCAGAGACCUGCCUUGGUGCCAAUGGUCCCACAUCACUGUAAAACCUCUGAACAGGAUUCAGUACCUCAGCCAGCUGCACAUCCACUGAAAGCUGUGCCAAUUGCUGUGGCAGAAGAAGAAGGUUCAGAAUCAGAGGAGGAUGAGCUUAAACCCAGAGGUCUUACGGGAAUGAAAAACAUAGGAAACACUUGUUAUAUGAAUGCAGCACUCCAGGCUCUGUCAAACUGUCCACCCCUCACACAGUUUUUCUUAGACUGCAGUGGUUUAGUGCGUACUGACAAGAAGCCAGCUCUAUGCAAGAGCUACCAAAAACUAAUCUCAGAACUUUGGCAUAAAAAACGACCCAGUUAUGUCGUCCCUACAAGUCUCUCUCAUGGAAUCAAAUUAGUUAAUCCGAUGUUUCGUGGCUAUGCUCAGCAGGAUACUCAAGAGUUUCUACGCUGCCUGAUGGACCAGCUGCACGAGGAACUGAAGGAACCACUAACAGAGUGCACUCUGAGUGGAGAUGGUUUCGAUGUUGAUGACAGACGAGAUGGUGACCGCUCCCCAUCGGAGGAUGAGUUCCUAUCAUGUGACUCUGGCUCGAGCAGUGACCGGGGUGAGGCUGGAGCCACUGGUGAUGGAGAACUGCUUUUACACGAUGAGUGUGAUGGCGUAAGAUCACCUAUGAGGCCAAAUGAAUCCAGUCCAUCUGGUGUAAUCUCUGAGAAGGAGAGGUUAAAAGAAAGAAGAGUGUCAGGGUCGCCACUUCGUGGAGGCUCCCAGGAAAUGGAUGAAGAUGCAGAUGUUGAUACUGCAGCUGAAGAGGACACUUCUGAAAGAUUGGAGACUGAAGAGGUGCUCACAACCCCAAGCACAGAGGUCCAAACUCUAGAAAACAAUCAAAUAUCAAAUACUGCACAGGGGCAAAGCCAGAGUAGCAACACCUCUGAGCCAGACAAUGAAGCCAGAAUAACGCAACCACAGUCCAUCCCGUGCACCCCUGUGCGCACACUUCAGGAGCUGCACCCUAAACUGUCAUGUAGCCCCCCUCGAUCUAGCCCCCUUCGUGCUACAGGACCAUCCUAUUCAUUCAAAAAGGCCCCACUGCUGCUUAGUUCCAAGAAAAAGAAACAGUCCCACUAUCGUAGUGUGAUCUCUGACAUUUUUGAUGGCUCCAUCCUAAGUCUGGUCCAGUGUCUAACCUGUGACAGGAUGAUGACACAGAUGAAUAUUGUUUAUCAGCUCUCUUCGACGGUGGAAACUUUCCAGGACCUCUCUCUUCCAAUUCCUGGCAAAGAGGACUUGGCCAAGCUCCACUCUUCUAUUCACCAGAAUCUGCCAGUGAAAACUGGUGUGUGUCCUGAAACAUAUGGGUCACAAGGCUGGAUAACCUAUAUAAUGGACUCCAUACGCAGAUUUGUAGUGUCAUGCAUUCCUAGUUGGUUUUGGGGGCCUAUGGUAACUCUUGAGGAUUGCCUUGCUGCCUUUUUUGCUGCAGAUGAGCUAAAAGGAGACAACAUGUACAGCUGUGAAAGAUGUAAAAAGUUGCGAAAUGGUGUUAAGUACUGCAAAGUGCUCAAGCUUCCAGAGAUUUUAUGUAUUCAUCUGAAACGCUUCCGUCACGAAGUCAUGUAUUCGUUUAAGAUCAGCAAUCAUGUAUCAUUUCCACUAGAAGGGCUCGACAUGCGACCAUUUUUGGCCAAAGACAGUCCGUCUCAAGUCAGCACUUAUGAUCUGCUUUCAGUUAUCUGUCACCACGGCACUGCCGGAAGUGGACAUUACAUAGCCUACUGUCAGAAUGUGAUCAAUGGCCAGUGGUACGAAUUUGAUGAUCAAUAUGUCACUGAGGUCCAUGAGACUGUGGUGCAAAACGCAGAGGCCUAUGUGUUGUUUUAUAGGAAAAGUAGUGAGGAGUCAGUUAGAGAACGUCAGAAGGUGGUGGCUCUGGCCAAUAUGAAGGAGCCAAGUCUGCUGCAGUUCUACAUUUCUAGAGAGUGGCUCAACAAGUUCAACACUUUUGCUGAACCUGGUCCAAUCAGCAACCACACUUUCCUUUGCCAUCAUGGAGGAAUUCCUCCCCAUAAAUACAACUAUAUUGAUGACUUGGUGGUUAUAGUCCCGCAGAAUGUCUGGGAAUAUCUGUAUAACAGUUUUGGUGGAGGGCCUGCUGUGAAUCACUUGUAUAUGUGUGCCAUUUGCCAAGUGGAGAUAGAGGCCCUAGCUAAGCGCAGGAAAACUGAAAUAGACACUUUCAUUAAGCUGAACAAAGAGUUUCAAGCUGAGGAGGCUCCGACUGUGAUCUUGUGCAUCAGUAUGCAGUGGUUCAGAGAGUGGGAGAGCUUUGUGAAAGGCAAAGACAAUGAGCCACCAGGUCCCAUUGACAACAGUAAAAUUGGCAUCAUGAAGGGAGGACACAUACAGCUCAAACAAGGGGCAGAUUAUGGUCAGAUAUCAGAGGAAACAUGGCAGUAUUUGUUGGGCAUUUAUGGAGGAGGUCCUGAGAUUGCUGUCAGACAGACAGUGGCCCCAACAACUGAUGUAGAGAGCUUGCACGGAGAGAGGAAGAUAGAAGCAGAGACAAGAGCCCUCUAAGAUAGAGAGGUUGCCUGGCUUCCAUUCCUCCCCUGUCCUGACAAGAAGCUGAGGAAUUUGCACCUUCCUGAAGCGGCUGUGUUGUGAGCACUUUGUAAAUGUAGCAACACAUAAUAGAAAAUGAUUUAAUAUGAAUUAGAUUAUUUAUUCAACAGCACAGAUUCACACUGUUGUCACUUACUAAAGUUGUUUAGCAGCACAUGAGGCUGUGAAAGACAUUGUUACAUAGAUAGGAUCUCUGGAAUAAUACUGAAUUUAACACAGUUGGGCACCUCAAAACAAAAGUGCAAAUGACAGGUUAGAGUAUUAUAUUUAAGAUUUUACUCUAGUCUAUUGUUUCUGUUUAAUCAUUUUACUUCCUGGUCUGACACGGGCAGACCAACAUACAUCGGUUGAAGUAAUUCCAUAACUGUUACAUAGCAUUCAUGAUAAAAUAAAGGGACAAAAUUAAAAUGCAUAAUAGGUAUGAUUAGCCAAAUAAAAAAAUAAGGCCUUCAUUUUAUUAAACUGCUAAAAAAAUUUGUUUCUUGUGCGUACAUCGGUCGUGUAUUUUGGAAGGAAUUUUGUUGACAUAAGUAGAGGUAUUUCGUUUUAUAACUCGCCUGUAAUUUUGUACUUUUCUUCUUAACUUUUGUUCACAAACUGCCAUUAAACUGAUGUUAAACUAAGUAAUAAUUAGAAAAGCAUGUCUUAUGCACUUUAAAGCGUUUCCAGACCCUCAGGAAUGCUUUAGUCAAAAAUGGUUAGCUUAAGAAAUAAUUAUGUUCUUUUGAAAACACAUUUGUUUUCACACUAGGUUAAAUAUGCAUGCUACUCCCUCACUGAGAAGAAAGCAUUUUAUUAGGGUGCUGUUUGCUGAAAUUCUUGCUCUGUGGGUACAUAACCUAAGACAAUUACGCCUUGAGACAUAUUGUGUAUACUGUAUGUUUACAAACCCAUCUGGGGAAGGGGGAUAAGGCAUAUGCAUCUGGUGCUAUAUUGGUUUAAUGCUUGUGGGAGAAGAAGUAUCAAUGUGACUGACAUUUAAGAAUAGAUGGACUUUAAUGAUUAUGUCUGUUUUCAAUUGCUAUUGAUUAUACCCAAAAUAUAUUAAUCUGAAAUAUUUUUUUUGGUAUUUUACCAAAACAGAAGACAAAACAUUUUAUUUUAUAAAUUCAGAUCUGCACACAGACAGUUGGCAUCUCUGAUGCAAUUAUGGCUCCCAGUCCAUCUACCAGUUCUUUAAAAUGCAACAUUUGUAAAUAUGUCACAUCUAAGCCACAGCAUUUUAUUGCUUAUCUUGGCACGCAAUUAAAACAUGCUACAUUUAAGUAGAUUUAUACACAGUGCCUUCACUGUAUUGCUUCAAUAGCCUCGUCACUCACCUUUUUGUUUGUGUGGUUUGAGUUGUUUUCAAAUGUAUUCAUUUGUUUAAAUUAAAUUAUGUAGUUAUAAUUUAAACUUCAAUCAAUUCCAAAGCACCGAACAGUAUUUUGUAAAUCAGUGAAAAAAUCAUUGUACCUGUGGAUCUUCAUCAUUGCCUUUUAUUGUAAUUAUGUCACAUCUUAAUGGGAGAAUGACAAAAGAAUGAAAACUUAAAUAUUCUCUUGUGUUCAGAAAAAUUACCCAGACUGAUUGUUGUUUGUGUGACUGUGACCAAAAUAUUGUUUUACCACUUCUCAUAAUGAUCAAUGGAAUUAUCUUGCUCUGACAUAUGUGGAUAUACAGAAUACUAAUAUCCAUACUGUGGUGGUGAUUGUUUUAAGUUGCUUUUGUGGGGGUAAGUGCAAUAAAAAGAGAAACUCAUUAUGUGUAAGAAAUUGUGCAAUGCAGCAGUGUAACACUGUAUAGUGGUAAUGUUGCAACACUUUCAGCUACAGUCUGUGUUUGCUUGUGUUACAGUGAGUACUGUAGCUGUGUGUGAGGUUUUCAUUUCACAGAUGGGUCCGACAUUUUCAUUCAGGGUGCUUCUUGUCUUGUAAAGUAAUAGAUGUUUGGAUUACACAAGUUUUAAGCAGAUUAAAGUCUGUAUAACUGUAAUUAGUCAUGGCAUAUUGAUGAAUAAAAUUGCCUUGUAUGAAAUUAA
Molecule: messenger RNA, 5189 nt
Organism: Boleophthalmus pectinirostris (great blue-spotted mudskipper)
Lineage: Eukaryota; Metazoa; Chordata; Actinopteri; Gobiiformes; Gobiidae
Gene: usp20
Product: ubiquitin specific peptidase 20
Exons: 26
Coding region: 275-3124 (949 amino acids)
Biological process (GO): protein deubiquitination
Molecular function (GO): cysteine-type deubiquitinase activity; zinc ion binding
Source: RefSeq, a predicted model, not a curated record